AUGUCCCUCCCCUCGCUCGUCCCACGACUAUACGUCGACGUAAACGACAUCCCGCCUCUGAUACCCAAACGCAUUCUGAAAGCCCUCUAUCCCUAUUCCAGCCUCUUCCCUCACGUCGUCGACACUCGCACCGACUGCCCGCCGUGGACCGCUGAACUCGAGGCGUACUUCCAGACCUUCCACUGGCAGGUCUGGGUGUGGUUGACGAUCGAUUGCAUCACGGAGGAAGAAGCGUUGCAGGGCCUGCGUGCCAGACUUGGCGAGUUGGAGCAGUCGAGGCGCGCGCAGGAGGCCGACGAGGGAGCGACUCGCGAAGACUUGAGGACCGCCAUUACGCUCAUCGAGGCGAGACAACGUUUGCGAUGGGAGAGGCUCUAUGGUCUUUGGGACGCUCGCGAGAAAUUCCUCGCCCGCUUCGACAACGGCCGAUGGCGCUUUUCCACCAAAAAGGCGAUUGCUGCGGCUCUCGGAACUGCCGACUUCAAGCAUCCAGAGGCGGCGGAGCAGUCGUUGUGGCCCAUCUCUGAACCGCCGGAAGACGACGUCGACGUCAUCCGCCUGACCGAGAAAGACAGCAAGUGGACGCAGUACGCUAUCCCAGCAACUCCGCCAGCAGGGGAUUCCGUAACGGAGAACAGGAGCUGGGAUGCCGCCGACUCGGAUCUGGACGACGAGGCGAGCCUGCCUGUGCCGGAUCACCCGUGGCGAGAAAGCGACGCGGUACCUCUUCUCGCCGCGCCCGUCAAUGGAGCGCGCUCGUCCGGCUUCUCUCUCAGUUUCUCCGGUCUACUUCGCCACCGCUCCCCUCAGGCCGUGUACCUGACGCGCUUCUCCCCUGCGAAGGCUCGACUUCCCCACCAGCUUUUACAACACUCGCAUCGCAUAGCACCUCGCGGACCGAACUCGACGGCAUCCUCGCGCUUCUACCUCGACAAGCAGACUCUCUCGUCUCUUCUGCUCCUCGCCGCCUUCCUUCCUCCUCACCUCGGCGGUCGUACCAUCCUUCCCCUCCUUCUGUUCCCCGACUAG
Rhodotorula toruloides NP11 is the source of this 1029-nucleotide messenger RNA. RefSeq lists its product as uncharacterized. The transcript has 6 exons. Bases 1 to 1029 code for a protein of 342 amino acids. The record is from RefSeq and is a predicted model, not a curated record. NCBI's taxonomy places the organism in Eukaryota, Fungi, Basidiomycota, Microbotryomycetes, Sporidiobolales, Sporidiobolaceae.